Molecule: messenger RNA, 1972 nt
Organism: Ceratitis capitata (Mediterranean fruit fly)
Lineage: Eukaryota; Metazoa; Arthropoda; Insecta; Diptera; Tephritidae
Product: putative fatty acyl-CoA reductase CG5065
Exons: 7
Coding region: 268-1851 (527 amino acids)
Biological process (GO): long-chain fatty-acyl-CoA metabolic process
Cellular component (GO): peroxisome
Molecular function (GO): alcohol-forming very long-chain fatty acyl-CoA reductase (NADP+) activity
Source: RefSeq, a predicted model, not a curated record
CUAUCUUUUCAUGAUAUUCACUUUAGUUCGCGCUGUGACUUCAGGCGAAAACCACAACAAACGCUCCAUAGUUUGAAAAGCUAAAGCUCGCAGUGCACUGUUAUUGGAAAUACCACAAAUACUCGUUGAAACAAUUUCAGUCGAUGCUGCUGCACGGUAAAACAACAACAAAACAAAAAUAAAUAAAUAAACAAAUAUUCUAAACAAAGUUUCAAGCCAAAGUCAGUCACGAAAAUUACGCCAACGAAAAACAUAAAUUUUCGCACAAUGGAGCUGCUUACAACUGUGGAUAAACAUGCCAAAUCGCAAAUCGCCCAAUGGUAUGCGGGAAAGUGUAUACUUAUAACUGGUGCUACUGGUUUUAUGGGAAAAGUCUUGGUAGAGAAGCUGUUGCGCAGUUGUCCAGAGAUAAAGAGGAUUUAUCUAUUGAUUAGAUCGAAAAAAGGUGUUGACCCAUUGAUACGAAAAGAGCAAUUUUUUAAAUGUGUGAUUUUUAAUAAAAUUUUAAAAGAAAAUCCAAACGUUGUUCAUAAGGUUCAAGUCGUUAAGGGCGAUGUAUUGGAAGAUGAACUUGGUUUAAAUGCAAAUGACACAAACGAAUUGGCAUCGAACGUUGAAAUCGUAUUUCAUUGUGCGGCCAAUGUAAGAUUCGACCAACCACUACGGCCGAUGGUUCAAAUGAAUGUCCUUGGCACAUUAAAAUUGCUUCAGUUGGCUGAAAAAAUGACCAACCUUCAAGUUAUCAUACACGUAUCGACGUCAUAUUGCCAAUGUAAUGAAAGUGUUCUGGAAGAACGCGCUUAUCCAGCACCACAAAAUCCUUACGAUAUAAUCAAAAUGGUUGAGGAUAUGACCGAUGCUGAUUUGAAAGAAAUUACACCAAGACUGCUUAAUGGACUUCCGAACACAUACGCCUACAGUAAGGCCCUCACAGAGGAUUUAAUAUGUAGAUAUGGAAAAGAGUUGCCCAUCAUUAUUACCAGACCAUCAAUAGUUACCGCAGCAAUCAAUGAACCUCUACCCGGUUGGAUAGAAGGCGUUAAUGGGCCCACUGGUCUAAUGAUUGGUGCAGCACGUGGCAUCAUUCGUUCCAUGCAUUGUAAUCCUGAAUACUCAUCUACGGUCAUACCAGUCGAUAAAGCUAUAAAUGGAAUGAUAGUUGCGGGAUAUAAUCGCGGCAAAUCGAAAGGCGUUAAUUGUGUGGAAUUUUGUAAUCUCUGUAUCUCGAAGAAAGCGUUAUUCUCUUGGGGUGAGAGUAUUGAGACUGGGAAACGAUUUUUCUACGAAUACCCAUUAAGUUACGCAUUAUGGUAUCCAGAUGGUUCAAUUAAAAAGAACUAUUAUCAUCAUUUAUUCUGUGUGAUCUUCUUUCAUUAUCUGCCGGCAUAUCUCAUAGAUUUCUUUUUAUUACUUUUCGGUCGUAAACAAUUUUUGGUGCAUGUACAAAAGAAAAUCUCAACGGGUCUAAAACUAUUACAGUAUUAUACGACUAAAGAUUGGGACUUUCGAAAUGAAAAAUUCCAACGCCUGAGUGAUAAUUUGAAUCAAAUAGAUCAAGACAUUUUUGAUACAUCUGUGAGUCAAGUGAAUUGGGAGCAAUAUAUACGUGGCUAUAUAAUCGGAAUGCGGACCUAUAUACUUGGUGAAAGUGUAGAAACGAUUCCGAAGGCAAAAAAGGUGCUGCGUAGAUUAUAUAUUCUAGAUCGUGCAACAAAAUAUACUAUUUGUCUACUACUCUUCUGGUUCUUAUGGGCUCAUUUAGAAGGCUUUGUUGAACGAAGUGAUGCGAUUAUACGUUCUUCUUUGUAUAUAAUUUAUAAAGAUUACAAUAAAACCGUAAAUACUUUUUAGUAUAAUUAUGUAUUGAUUAUUUUUAAUUAAGGUUUUUACUCUUGUGUUUCGUUUUAAGUAAUAAUAUAUUUCCAAAUAUAAAACUAUAUACAUACAUAUGUGUAUAAUUAUGUACAAAAAA